This is a messenger RNA of Leptonychotes weddellii (Weddell seal), 9628 nucleotides long. NCBI's taxonomy places the organism in Eukaryota, Metazoa, Chordata, Mammalia, Carnivora, Phocidae. The record is from RefSeq and is a predicted model, not a curated record.
UUUCCUGCCUCCUUUAUCCUCAAGUACCCAGAAUAAUGUGGUACAAGUACUGUUCACCAAGCUGAAGGGAAUUCAAGAAAGUUCUCUAGGUUUGGGCAUUUUGAAGGAAUUAAAGGUCACUCUGAUUUAAACACUUGGUGUUCGAAAUAAACAUUCAUGGUUGCCGUGUACCUCUAAUGAGGAAAUAUUUUUUAUGCCUCUGCCUAGGCACAACUAUAGAGAAGGGGAAAACAGGUAACUCAACAGAAGCAUUUGUUGCUACCCUCAGAAGUAGGAAUUUAUCCUUUAGUAUUCAGAAAUAGCCUUCAUUGAGGUUAAUUCAUUUUUAAAACUUCAACAAGGAUAUGAAUUUUGGUGGUGGUUUAUUCAUUGUUUGGGUUUAGUAUUUUUCUGAGUUUUCAUAUAUCCUCAAAUACCUUUCACUCUCAAGGAGAGUAAUAACUUGGCUACCCAUAGUAUGUAUGUACAUGGUAUUCCACUGCCUCCUAGAUUCAGUGUUAAGAAGACAGAUACUGGGCUGAUUCUCCUUCCUUUAUAGUUAACUGGUGAUUUACCUGCAGGUUGUAAGGAGAUGGAAGGAGGGGAGGAGUAGGGAGCUGUGAUCAAGUUGCUUUGUUCAGAUUAAGUAUAUUCCAAUACUUCCUGUCUCAGGAUUCCAUUCUUGGAGCUCUAGAAAUUUUUUAAUGUGUUCUUGAGGUUCAAAAGCUUCAUUGGCUUCUUUUACAUCAAAUAUGAAGAAACUGGCCAUUGGUUUUUGUGUCAGAACUUUAUUAAAAUUACUUGUGUUUUACUAUUACCAUUAAUAUGUUUGUCUUUUUUUUUUAAUAGGUGAAGCUUUAUUCUAAGGAUAUUUGUUUGAUCUGGUUCAUGACCUCAAAUUAUAAAGACUCUAAAUGUUACAGGAGUGUUGAGAGAUUGCUCGGUCAUGAGCAUCGACAGUAACUCAUUGGCACGUGAAUUUCUGACGGAUGUCAACCGGCUUUGCAAUGCGGUGGUCCAGAGGGUGGAGGCCAGGGAGGAAGAAGAGGAGGAGACACACAUGGCUACCCUUGGCCAAUACCUUGUCCACGGCCGAGGAUUUCUGUUACUUACCAAGCUAAAUUCUGUCAUUGAUCAGGCAUUGACAUGUAGAGAAGAACUCCUUACUCUACUUCUGUCACUCCUUCCACUGGUAUGGAAGAUACCUGUUCAAGAAGAAAAGGCAGCAGCAUGCCAAAGAGUGUUGGUGGAUCUUUUGGUAUCUUUGAUGAGCUCAAGAACAUGUUCAGAAGAGCUAACCCUUCUUUUGAGAAUAUUUCUGGAGAAAUCUCCUUGUACAGAAUUUCUUCUUCUGGGUAUUCUCAAAAUUAUUGAAAGCGACAUUAUGAUGAGCCCUUCCCAGUACCUAACCUUCCCUCUCCUGCAUACUCCAAAUUUAAGCAAUGGCGUUUCAUCACAAAAGGGUCCUGGGAUUCUAAACAGUAAGGCCCUGGGAUUAUUAAGAAGAGCACGGAGUUCCCGGAGCAGGAAAGAGGCCGAGAGUGGAAGUUGCCCCCAGCAUCUGCUCUCCUCUUGGCAUGUAGCCCCAGUCCACUUGGCCUUGCUGGGCCAGAACUGCUGGCCCCACCUGUCGGAAGGCUUCAGCGUCUCACUGUGGUUUAAUGUGGAGUGCGUCCACGAAGCUGGGAGAACCACGGAGAAAGGAAAGAAGACCAAGAAAAGAAAUAAAUCCUUAAUUUUACGGGAUAGUAGUUUGGAUAGAACAGGGAACAACAGACCAGAAGGUGCAGAGUACAUAAAUCCUGGUGAAAGGCUCAUAGAAGAAGGAUGUAUCCAUAUGAUUUCAUUGGGAUCCAAAGCUCUGAUGAUCCAAGUGUGGGUUGAUCCCCACAAAGGCACUUUUAUCUUUCGAAUGUGCAUGGAUUCAAAUGAUGAUACAAAAGCUGUUUUACUGGCACAGGCUGAAUCACAGGAGAAUAUUUUCAUCCCAAGCAAAUGGCAGCAUUUAGUCCUCACCUACUUACAGCAGCCCCAAGGGAAAAAGAAUAACCAUGGGAAAAUCUCCAUAUGGAUCUCUGGGCAGAGGAAACCUGACGUUACUUUGGAUUUUGUGCUUCCAAGAAAAACAAGUCUGUCAUCUGAUAGCAAUAAGACAUUUUGCAUGAUUGGCCAUUGUUUAUCAUCCCAAGAAGAGUUUUUGCAAUUGGCUGGAAAAUGGGACCUGGGAAAUUUACUCCUCUUCAAUGGAGCUAAGAUUGAUUCACAAGAGGCCUUUUAUCUAUAUGCUUGUGGACCCAAUCAUACAUCUAUAAUGCCAUGCAAAUAUGGCAAGCCUGUGAAUGACUACUCCAAAUAUAUUAAUAAAGAAAUUUUGCAAUGUGAACAAAUCAGAGAACUUUUUAUGACCAAGAAAGAAGUGGACAUUGGUCUCUUAAUUGAAAGUCUUUCAGUUGUUUACACAACUAACUGUCCUGCUCAGUAUACCAUCUAUGAGCCAGUUAUUAGACUUAAAGGUCAGAUGAAAACCCAACUUUCCCAAAGACCCUUCAGCUCAAAAGAAGUUCAGAGCAUCUUGUUAGAAUCUCAUCAUCUAAAGAAUCUCCGGCCUACUGAAUGUAAAACUAUUCAAGGCAUUUUGCACGAGAUUGGUGGAACUGGUAUAUUUGUUUUUCUCUUUGCUAGGGUUGUGGAACUCAGUAGCUGUGAAGAAACGCAAGCAUUAGCACUGAGAGUUAUACUCUCAUUAACUAAAUAUAACCAACAGAGAAUACAUGAAUUAGAAAAUUGUAAUGGACUUUCCAUGAUUCAUCAGGUGUUGAUUAAACAAAAAUGCAUUGUUGGCUUUCAUGUUUUGAAGACCCUUCUUGAAGGUUGCUGUGGUGAAGAUAUUAUUCAUGUCAAUGAGAAUGGAGAGCUUAAGUUGGAUGUAGAGUCUAAUGCUAUAAUCCAAGAUGUUAAACUGCUAGAGGAGCUAUUGCUUGACUGGAAGAUAUGGAAUAAAGCCAAGCAAGGAGCUUGGGAAAUGCUGCUGGCAGCUCUAGAAGUCCUCAUCAGAGCGGAUCACCACCAGCAGGUCUUUAAUAUUAAGCAGUUACUGAAAGCCCAAGUGGUCCAUCACUUUCUACUAACUUGUCAGGUUUUGCAGGAACACAAAGAGGGGCAGCUUACUUCCAUGCCCCGCGAGGUUUGUAGAUCAUUUGUGAAAAUUAUAGCAGAAGUCCUUGGAUCUCCUCCAGAUUUGGAAUUAUUGACAGUUAUCUUCAAUUUCCUUUUAGCCGUUCACCCUCCUACUAAUACUUAUGUUUGUCACAACCCCACAAACUUCUACUUUUCUUUGCACAUAGAUGGCAAGAUCUUUCAGGAGAAAGUCCAGUCAAUCAUAUACCUGAGACAUUCCAGCAGUGGAGGAAAAUCUGUUCCUAGCCCUGGAUUUAUGGUAAUAAGUCCAUCUGGUUUUACUGCUUCACCGCCUGAAGGAAACAAUUCCUGCAAUAUUAUCCCACAACGGAUGACCACCAACAUGCUGCGUUCUAGAAGCCUACCAGCAUUUCCUACUGUUUCACCUCAAACGCAACCGCAAAAACUGACUGGAAGUUUGGGUUAUAGUAUUGACAAGUUACAAAAUAUUGCAGAUAAUUAUGUUGCUUCCCAAGCAGAGAAACUGAAUUCUCUGGUGAGUUCCGAGACCCUGAAAAAAGGUAAAGAGGAUGCGUUUGUCAGUAGCUUUGAGUCUGCAAAAGCUGCGUAUGAAACGGAAGCUGACCUUUCAGCCCGCGCCUCUGUCAAUGGUGUCCCAAAAGGAACACUGGGGUUUCCGGCGGUCAAAGUUGAUCAUAAAGAAUUGGCAGCAGAACCCAGAUCAGACGAUGACAGUCCUGGGGACGAGUCCUGCCCACGCCGACCUGAUUACCUAAAGGGACUGGCCUCAUUCCAGCACAGCCACAGCACUAGUGCAAGCCUCGGGCUAGCUUUUCCUUCCCAGAAUGGAUCCGCAGCCGUUGGACGUUGGCCGAGUCUUGUUGAUAGGAACACCACCGAUGAGUGGGAGAACUUUGCCUUUUCUCUGGGUUAUGAGCCAGACUCCAGCCGAACUGCAAGUACUCACAGUGUAACGGAAGACUGUUUGGUACCUAUAUGCUGUGGAUUAUACGAGCUCUUAAGUGGAGUUCUUCUCAUCCUGCCCGAUGUUAUGCUUCAGGAUGUGAUGGACAAGCUCAUUCAGGCAGAUACACUGUUAGUCCUCGUUAACCACCCAUCACCUGCUAUACAACAAGGAGUUAUUAAACUAUUAGAUGCCUAUUUUAAUAGAGCAUCUAAAGAACAAAAAGAUAAAUUCCUAAAGAACCGUGGCUUUUCCUUGCUAGCCAACCAGUUGUAUCUUCACCGGGGAACACAGGAAUUGUUAGAAUGCUUCAUUGAAAUGUUCUUUGGUCGACGUAUUGGCCUUGAUGAAGAAUUUGACCUGGAAGAUGUGAAAAACAUGGGAAUUUUUCAGAAAUGGUCUGUCAUUCCUAUUCUGGGACUAAUAGAGACAUCUCUAUAUGACAACAUGCUUUUGCAUAGUGCUCUCUUACUUCUUCUCCAGAUAUUAAAUUCUUGUUCCAAGGUAGCAGAUAUGUUGCUGGAUAAUGGUCUACUGUAUGUGUUAUGUAAUACAGUAGCAGCCCUGAAUGGAUUAGAAAAAAAGUACAUUAGACAUGGAGCCAAGUUAGUUUUGUAUUUGUCAGAGCUGAUACAUAAUCACCAAGACGAAUUGACUGAGGAAGAACUAGACACAGCGGAACUGCUCAUGAGUGCUUUAAAACUAUGUGGGCAGAAGUGCGUCCCUCCCAGUGCAACAACAAAAGCAGACCUUAUUAAAAUGAUCAAAGAGGAACAAAAGAAAUAUGAAACUGAAGAAGGUACGAAUAAAGCCACCUGGCAGAAAACGGUUAAUAAUAAUCAACAAAGUCUCUUUCAGCGUCUGGACUCAAAAUCAAAGGAUAUAUCUAAAAUCGCUGCAGACAUCACCCAGGCAGUGUCUCUCUCCCAAGGAAUUGAGAGAAAAAAGGUGAUCCAACAUAUCAGAGGAAUGUAUAAAGUAGAUCUGAGUGCCAGUAGACACUGGCAGGAACUUAUUCAACAGUUGACGCAUGAUAGAGCAGCCUGGUAUGACCCCCUCUACUAUCCAACUUCAUGGCAGUUGGAUCCAACAGAAGGGCCAAAUCGAGAGAGGAGACGUUUACAGAGAUGUUACUUAACUAUUCCAAAUAAGUAUCUCCUUUGGGAUAGACAGAAAUCAGAAGAUGUGGUCAAACCACCACUCUCUUUCCUAUUUGAAGAUAAAACCCAUUCUUCUUUCUCUUCGACUGUAAAAGACAAAGCUGCAAGUGAGUCUAUAAGAGUGAAUCGAAGAUGUAUCAGCGUUGCACCAUCUAGAGAGACAGCUGGUGAAUUGUUAUUAGGUAAAUGUGGAAUGUAUUUUGUGGAAGAUAAUGCUUCUGAUACAGUUGAAAGUUCGAGCCUUCAGGGAGAAUUGGAACCAGCAUCCUUCUCCUGGACAUAUGAAGAAAUUAAAGAAGUCCACAAGCGUUGGUGGCAGUUGAGAGACAAUGCUGUAGAAAUCUUUUUAACAAAUGGUAGAACACUCCUGUUAGCAUUUGAUAACACCAAGGUUCGUGAUGAUGUGUACCACAGUAUACUAACAAAUAACCUCCCUAAUCUCCUGGAAUAUGGCAACAUCAAUGCUCUGACAAAUUUAUGGUAUACUGGACAAAUUACUAACUUUGAAUAUUUGACUCACCUAAACAAACAUGCCGGCCGAUCCUUCAAUGAUCUCAUGCAGUAUCCAGUGUUCCCGUUCAUACUUGCUGACUAUGUUAGUGAGACCCUUGACCUCAGUGAUCCAUCAGUCUACAGGAAUCUCUCUAAGCCUAUAGCUGUGCAGUAUAAAGAAAAAGAAGAUCGUUAUGUGGACACCUACAAGUACCUGGAGGAGGAGUACCGCAAAGGAGCUAGGGAAGAUGACCCCAUGCCUCCCGUGCAGCCCUACCACUAUGGCUCCCACUAUUCUAACAGUGGAACUGUGCUUCACUUCCUGGUCAGGAUGCCUCCUUUCACAAAAAUGUUUUUAGCCUAUCAAGAUCAAAGUUUUGACAUUCCAGACAGAACUUUUCAUUCUACAAAUACAACUUGGCGCCUCUCAUCUUUUGAAUCCAUGACUGAUGUCAAAGAACUUAUCCCAGAGUUUUUUUAUCUUCCAGAGUUCUUAGUCAACCGUGAAGGUUUUGAUUUUGGUGUGCGUCAGAAUGGUGAACGGGUUAAUCACGUCAACCUCCCUCCUUGGGCACGUAACGAUCCUCGUCUUUUUAUCCUCAUUCAUCGACAGGCUCUAGAGUCUGACUACGUGUCCCAGAACAUCUGUCAGUGGAUUGACUUGGUAUUCGGGUAUAAGCAAAAAGGGAAGGCUUCUGUUCAAGCCAUCAACGUUUUUCAUCCUGCUACAUAUUUUGGCAUGGAUGUGUCCGCAGUCGAAGAUCCAGUUCAGAGGCGAGCGCUGGAAACCAUGAUAAAAACCUAUGGCCAGACUCCUCGUCAGUUGUUCCAGUCGGCCCACGCCAGCAGACCCGGGUCCAAACUCAACCUUGAAGGAGAGCUUCCUGCCGCUGUGGGGUUGCUAGUGCAGUUUGCUUUCAGGGAAAACCGAGAACAGGUCAAAGAAAUUACCUAUCCGAGUCCUUUGUCAUGGAUAAAAGGCUUGAAGUGGGGGGAGUAUGUAGGUUCUCCAAGUGCUCCAGUACCUGUGGUCUGUUUCAGCCAGCCCCACGGAGAAAGAUUUGGUUCUCUCCAGGCUCUGCCCACCAGAGCCAUCUGUGGUUUGUCCCAAAAUUUCUGUCUUCUGAUGACAUACAGCAAAGAACAAGGUGUGAGAAGCAUGAACAGUACUGACAUUCAGUGGUCAGCCAUCCUGAGCUGGGGAUACGCUGAUAACAUUUUAAGGUUGAAGAGUAAACAAAGCGAGCCUCCAAUAAACUUUAUACAAAGUUCACAACAAUAUCAGGUCACGACUUGUGCCUGGGUGCCUGACAGUUGCCACCUGUUCGCUGGGAGCAAGUGUGGGGUCAUCACGGCCUACGCCAACAGAUUUACCAGCAGCACGCCCUCAGAGAUAGAAAUGGAGUCUCAGAUACAUCUGUACGGGCACACAGAAGAGAUAACCAGCUUAUUUGUUUGCAAACCCUACAGUAUAAUGAUAAGUGUGAGCAGAGAUGGAACCUGCAUCAUAUGGGAUUUAAACAGGCUGUGCUAUGUACAGAGCCUGGCGGGACACAAAAGCCCAGUCACAGCCGUCUCUGCUAGCGAAACCACUGGUGACAUCGCCACUGUGUGUGAUUCGGCUGGUGGAGGCAGCGACCUCAGACUCUGGACAGUGAACGGGGACCUCGUUGGACAUGUCCACUGCAGGGAGAUCAUCUGUUCUGUUGCCUUCUCUAACCAGCCUGAGGGAGUAUCUAUCAAUGUGAUUGCCGGGGGAUUAGAGAAUGGAAUUGUAAGGUUGUGGAGUACAUGGGACCUAAAGCCUGUGCGGGAAAUCACAUUUCCUAAAUCAAAUAAGCCAAUUGUAAGCCUUACAUUUUCCUGUGACGGCCACCAUCUGUACACAGCGAAUAGUGACGGGACCGUGAUUGCCUGGUGUCGGAAGGACCAGCAGCGCUUGAAACAGCCAAUGUUCUAUUCCUUCCUUAGCAGCUAUGCAGCUGGAUGAAUGAGAGAGAACCUCGCUUCUCCAAAGCACUUUAGCUCCAAACUAGAUUUGUUGACCUCACCAGUUUUAGGAGGUUGAACUUGAAGAAAUGGAUGACCAAACAAAUCAUCCAAAUAAUGACCAACUCUCUUCAUCUGCAGAACAUUCUGCAGCCUCACAAGGUCCUGAGAGAACAGUUUUGUUCUAAUUUAGUGAUAAUCUAGAGGGUUGUGUAUGUUCUAACCAACAAGAUAUAAGUCUUACAUGAUAAAUUAAAAUCGUAUUCUUUAAGUGUUUACCCACAGGGGUCUUCAAAAGAAAGGAUUAGGGUCUCUCCUUUUUUCUAUUAUGCCAAAAGGACCAGUAGAAUUUAAAUUGGUUAGCUAAUUGUUUAUAUAAAAUUCUCUAAAAAUUAUAUUUAAAAAGUUUUAUGCCAAGAUAAUCCACCCUCCCCACACAAACACACACACAAAGUAAAGAAGAGGAUCAGAAGUUAGAACUUGCAAAGUGCUUUCUCUGAGAAGUAGAUUAUUCAGUAGGUGCCUCUGCACCAUUUUAUGGAAUAUCUGAAUACUAAAAACAAACUACUAAUGAAUCUCGAUGGUAGGCAGUUUUUUCCCAGUUGCCUUCUUAGCUCAAAGAGGAACCAGAAUUUUUUGACAGCCACAAACACACAUUGGAUUUCAGAUACAUUCUGUUUUUUCGUAAAAAUCCUGUUUAAAAUCCAUAACACUAGAUAUUGAAUAUCCUUACUUAGUUGAGUCACUAAGAUUUAAACACAAUGAUAAUUUAAUAUCUACCAUUUACAGAGCACUGAAUACUUAACAAUUUGCAAUAGAAAGCCUCCACUCUGCAGAAAGAGGGCACAGGUAUUAAAAGAGUCCGUUCUAGAUAAGAGAUUUAAUCUAAGGUGCAGGGUGUGUUUUCUUGCGCAAAACAGAAUUACAAAAGAAAUGAGACAGCUUACUUCGUUUCCAACAAGAUGCAGAGUAAUUCUUAUAGGAAACUGUGUGCACUCUGUUUCUGCUAAUCUGUACUACCUGAGAACUCUAGGAACAACAGAAAAAUCUAAGUAUACGCCACAGAAAACUUGCACACCAUAAAGACAGCAUUCCUAAAAAUCUCUACCAUAGUCUGUCUCUACCAUUAUGGCUCUAUUUUGACUUGGGGUGCUGCUUUUUUGGCUUUGACAACACUGUAAAAUAGUAAGAUGUUACCACGGGAUAAACAUAUGUAUUCCUGCAUAAGAAAAACUUGCGUGUUUGUUAUGGAAAUUCAAUUCAUACGGUGUUUACAGAACUACUUUUGUAACUUCCAGACUUUCUAAAACAUUCUGCUUAAAAACCAUAUAAAACACAAUUCCAACGUCUCUGCUGUGGAGAUGCGGGAAAGAGGAAGCAAGCGGCCCCGUGUGCUUGUCACUGGGACAGCAUAUGUCCAUAAGAACGCUUCACAGGCCGCACUUAGAUCAUCAUUUGCACAGACCAGCUUGGAACUCUGAGGUCCAGAUAGGUGCAGAGAUGAGAUGAUUCCUAUUCACGUUGAAGUGAUUUGCUUUGUUUAAGAAAAAAAAAAAUUGCAGCUAUUGUCUGGCUUUCGUUUUUUCUACCAAGAACAUGGAAUUAUUCCCCUAUUAGAAUAGGGUUGCUACUCAGUCUUCUUUGUCUUUUUAAGGCUGAAUGCCAUCAUUUAUUUAAAGAGAAAAUAUGCAAAAUAACUGGUCUUGUUAAGAGUGCAAUAUUAUAUUUUUAUGUAAAAAUAAAAAUUAAUUUGGGGGAUUAUUUAUUCAGCAUGAAACUUAAUAUGUAUAUGUUUGAAACACUUCAUAAUGUGCAUGUUGUAGUAAACGUUUCUGUAAAAUAUCACAAGCUCUGUUAUCUUUGUAUACACUGCCACUUCAAAUUGGGAAUAAAUUUCAUAAAAAUA